CAAAUAUCAACCUGAUGAAAGCCAACACAACCCAGUGUUGGCGAACCAGUCCUGGAGCCAGCCAACACUGGCUAACAUAACCUGAUGAAAGCCAACACAAUCUAGUGUUGGUGAACCAUGCCCCGAACCCUAAUUAGGAAAGGUGGAUAUACCCUUCCCUUUUUCCUCAUAUAUUUAAGCACGCGCACCCUUCAGAUAUUCUCUCUUUUACGCAAUGUCUUGACCCUGGUACUACACCUGUACCGCGCGAUCUAGUAGAUAGUUGACAAUCUCAUUAUUUCACCUCACGUAAUACUCGAGCAGAUCCCAUCUAUCAGUUUCGUGACAAAAGGUACCCUUAUUAAACAAUAUUUAAUGCUUUAAUGAUCAGUCCAGUAUUCUACUCUCAGAAACAGUAUACUAAUUCAAGAUAAUCCUUAUCCAGAGCCAUAUAAAGCUGGCGUUCGACUUUGGAUGCAAACUGUUUGAUAUAUUAUGUAAUUAUAAUGAGGGAAAGCGCAAUACCGCCAUUUAUGUGAGCUAGAGCCACGCCAAGCCCUGCCGCCUGCAUGCCGACAAUGAAAGAUGAGCUAGCUCAUGUAUAAAAGCGGCAGAGUCGUCGCUUGAGGCCUAUACACUUGUAUUUUGGUCUAAAGGUUAUUCCUACUAAAUCAAUAUGACUAGCAAUCAGUCACAUGGACAGCCCUUACAAGGGCAGUUAUCAACGAUGGAAGUGUUCUUUCCAGGCUUCUUUCGUUUCUCCCCCAUCGUCCAGAAAUAUACAAACAUAAACCUAGAUGCGGUAGUUCCUGUAUUGUGUAUCUACGCAUCACUGGCUUUCCUUUAUAAACAUAUAUCAAACUGGGUAGGGACGCAUCUCACUUCAACUAUUCACAUCUCUUGUAAUAGUGAGGUGCAUCAAAUGCUUCUUUCAUGGGUGUUGCGUCAGUCAUUUGCUCAAAAUUGCCGCUCAUCCCUCGUUAUUAUCGGCCUGGACGAGAGAAAUGGUGCUAUGAAGAAGCUUCUGAAAUAUUAUCCUUGGAAUGUAAAGUUGCUAUUUUGGUACAAGAAUAAUCUAAUUUUCCUCCGCCAUGUGGACAAAAGAAGUCAAGCCCCGUGGUUCCGAACACCAGAGGAAAUUUCGCUUUCCUGUUUUGGAUGGUCUCCGCAAAUUCUCAAGGAUCUCUUGGAAGAAUGUCGUCGAAAUUACCUAGUGGAACUGCAGGGUCAAACGGUCGUGUUUGAAGUCAAAGAUGGAAAAUGGCAACUGUCAGCCACAAGGGGCCACCGACCCAUGUCGACUGUCCUCCUCAACGCCGAAAUCAAAAACGCAUUGUUGGCCGACAUCACGAGAUUCCUUGGCCAAAAAACACGCGAAUGGUAUAAUAAGCGUGGCAUUCUUUAUAAACGAGGGUAUCUGCUAUACGGGCCUCCUGGAACCGGCAAAUCCAGCCUGAGCUUUUCGAUUGCCGGGCAUUUCGACUUAGACAUCUACAUUCUGAACUUGGCCAGUAUUACCGAUGAAAUAUUGGCUUCUUUAUUUGAAAAUCUCCCGCAGCAGUGUAUCGUUCUCCUGGAAGAUGUAGAUGUGGCUACUACAAAUCGAUUUAUCGAUAGAGAAUCAACUCAUUUCGACCCCUCCGCUAAUCUGGAAGAAAAGAAAUCACUAGGAGUCACUCUCUCUGGGCUGCUUAAUGCUCUUGAUGGUGUCGGAUCACAAGAAGGUCGACUACUUAUCAUGACAACUAAUUACCCCGACCGACUAGAUUAUGCGCUUAUCCGGCCUGGCCGAAUUGACCUGAAAAUAGAACUUCCGCUGGCUGAGAAGGCAAUUAUUAAUGAACUUUUCCAUAUCGUCUUCAAGGAUACCAAAAGUGAUGAGGUGAUCGAACGACUUGGUAACGAGUUUACUAGCCUUAUGCCAGAAUCGGAGUUCAGUCCAGCAGAGGUUCUCUCCCUUCUGUUAGAACAUAGGGACUCUCCCGAAAGUGCUAUUGCCGGAGUGGAAGCAUGGGUAGCUAGAAUUAGGGAGGAAAGGCAGAAAAAGCUGAAAAGAGAGUUUCUUGGGUGUAUGGGGAGUAGAUAUGGUGCGAAGAGCUGAAGUAGCAAGCAGAGCUCAAGCGAAAGAGAGCAGGCAGCAUUAUUUUGCAACCCUGAAAGCUCUUUGAUCAAGUAAAUAGCUUUUAAAGACUUAAUGGACGCUGAUCUGAC
Molecule: messenger RNA, 2190 nt
Organism: Verruconis gallopava
Lineage: Eukaryota; Fungi; Ascomycota; Dothideomycetes; Venturiales; Sympoventuriaceae
Exons: 3
Coding region: 656-2080 (474 amino acids)
Biological process (GO): protein insertion into mitochondrial inner membrane from matrix; mitochondrial respiratory chain complex III assembly
Cellular component (GO): mitochondrial inner membrane
Molecular function (GO): ATP hydrolysis activity; ATP binding
Source: RefSeq, a predicted model, not a curated record